Molecule: messenger RNA, 3306 nt
Organism: Suillus subalutaceus
Lineage: Eukaryota; Fungi; Basidiomycota; Agaricomycetes; Boletales; Suillaceae
Product: enhancer of polycomb-like-domain-containing protein
Exons: 5
Coding region: 255-3257 (1000 amino acids)
Biological process (GO): regulation of transcription by RNA polymerase II
Cellular component (GO): piccolo histone acetyltransferase complex
Source: RefSeq, a predicted model, not a curated record
GAUGAUAUUCUGGCAGCUUGAUACUGACGUAGCUAGUGUAUUAGUCCUGAGGUGUUACAGUGAGAUUGUUUGGUGAGGACAAACACCGGGGAAACCCUUAGUAUUUGUCAGAUUUUUAUUGUUUUAUCUCGGGCCGAGGACUUUUUCGGCAAAUUUCCGACCACGCCGCCGCUGCCACCGACGACGACGAAGAGCUCAACUAGCAGAAGCCAGUCUCCCUUGAACACAUCUUCAUCCUGCCCCGUCUCCAUGUCAUGCCCCGCAACCCGAAUCUGGGUACCUCGACCCUUCGAAACCGCAAUCGAGUUACCAACAAGACACGCCUUAAGGUCAUCCAAGGUAGCAUCGAUGCAGACCCUCUCGUGGUCGAUGAGGACGAGGAAAAAGCCAGGAUCAUUAGCACUGCUGGCGUGGACGCUGAGGACGCCAAUGAGCACCACUUGCAGGCGGUACUGUCUGCCGCGUCCCAAAGACACCAAUCAGUGGGUCGCUCAACACGUGGGGAGAAGGCUGUCACCCCCGCCGCAUAUAUUCCCACACCAGACUCCACUGGUAUCGUCGACAACUAUGACGAAUUAUAUCCUUCCCAGCGGUGGGAAGACCCAGGCGCAUACAUCAGAUCCUCAGAGACUGUCGAUGAGGCAGUCUCAAAUGCGCUCGUCGAUGCGUUCACGUACUACAUGGAUGAGCGCGAUAAGGAAUGGCUCGACAGAAACAACGAGGAGGCGCGUGGUGAAGGCACAAGUGCUCAGGGUGCUCUUUCAGCCUCCGGCGCAACCACUCGCUCUGGCCUGUCCCAACGAAGUGCCAAGGCGAAAGGCAAGGAGCCUGAGUCGACACAACCUCUUGCUAUCACGGAGGACGAGUUCGAACUUGUAAUGGGCAUCUUUGAGAAGGUCACCCAUGACACCACGGAGUUCUUGCACCAUGGUCUCGAGUCUGGCAUGGCGUUUCCUCCGUUCACGGACUAUCAAGAAGCAUUCUCCUCUCCAUUACCAUCCUCUAUGUUUGCAACGUUCACAGUGCCGACGUGGAUACCGCAACCCGCUCUACUAUUGCGCUUGGCGAAAGUCAUCUAUCCUUAUUGGCGUGAUCGCCGCAUCGAAAGAAAAGGCCACCGAAUUAUACCCAUUUUGAAUUUCGAUGAGUCGGACGUGCUCAAUGAGUCUUAUAUUUGCUUUCGCCGUCGCGAGAUUAAGGCUGUCAGGAAGACCCGUGCUUCGCAGGCGACGUCAUCCGAUAAGCUUUUGCGGUUGCAGAACGAGUUGACGCAGGGUUUGGAGCUCGCCAAAACGCUCCUCUCUCGAGAAAAUCUCAAGCGCGACUACACACAGCAAACGCUACAGGUCUGGGACAAGCGCUUUGAGUUCGCCGAGCUCAAGCGCAAAUUUCCCUCGUUGGGUACUAAAGAGGAGGAAGAGCUUCUACUUGACAAAGAGAGAGUAGUAAAGAAGCCCAAGAUCGAAUCUAGUCGAAUUACUGGACUCAAGAUACGUACGAGAGAGAGCGGGGACCCAGGAUCUCCGGCUGUCGCUGUCGAGGCAUCUAUCCGGCCUAAGGAACGCCUCAGUCUCAUCAAUGCAGCCAUGGAGCGUGACCUUGCGAGCCAAAAGGAACGUGACCACGGGUAUGAAGAUGUGGUGGAGAAUCCUUAUCAACGCCCAACAUUUUCCUUUCCGCGACGUCACUGGAAGGCCAUUUUUUCCUCCUCGCGCCCGUCAACACCAUCACCAAAUGUAGCGUAUGAGGAACCAGAGUGCGUGCGUUAUGUCCGCCACCGUGUGACUCGUCUAGGCAACGCUACAAUCGAUCGUCGCGACGCUUUCAUUCAACGCUAUGGAAUCCAUAGUGAUGACUCCGCGUUCACACGACGACGGCAAGCGUUUGCACGGCGUAUGGAUGCCAUCAUCCCCGAGGAUGAUGAGGAGAUGUCAGCUCGUGUACGCGAGCGCUGGAAGUUUGAUCAAGACGAUGAGCCCACGGUUGGACCUGAGGGCGCGGACGAGCAAGAUCGGACUCUCAUCGAUGACUAUGAUCCAAAGUAUCUCCGUCAAAUGAUGACAUUGUUGUCCGAUCAAGACCAUCAGGCUCUUACGACAGAUAACACCAUUGUCGUGACUGUGGACGGCCGCCAACACACUGUCUCCCCAUAUCGUCUUGGAGUGCAACCUCAGUACAGUAUCCGCCGCGAUCAACAUGGCAUUCAGCGGGUAUAUCCUGGAGGUAUGCCGCUGUCGGCCACUCGUGCAGCCCCCGCGGGCAUUCCGAUGCCGAAUGGUGUGCCGAUAUCCAUGCAGGCGCAUGUCAAAGCGAUGCAACCACCAUCAGCCAUUCCACAAAUGCGCAUCUCAUCAAACGGUGCCAUGCGUCCUCCGGUUGUUGGGAAGAUUGCAUCCCCAAGUUCGCCUACUGUAGUACAGCAGUCCUCUCCCCCUCACGCUGCUUCCACGAACGGAGUUAAUGGAAACCAUACUGGCACUCCUACGUCAGAUGGCGACUCAGUCAGGCUGAUCGCUGCACCCAAUGGCAUCGUUGCCGAUAGCACCACGACCAUCAAUGGCACAGUACAUCAGUCCACAGACGUGCAGAUGUCUCCCCCUGCUGAUCCUUCCCAGUCCAAUCAGGCCGGCUCACCAGCGCGUCUGGAGUCCGAGUCCCAGCACACUCCGGUAGUCCCACUUAGCGGUUACCGCGUUCCUAUGAACGGUUAUCCCAUGUCUAAUGGCGCUGUCGUGCGUCCGCCAAAUGGCUUCACUUUGCAGCAAAUGCCCUUCAAGAUGUUUGCAUCGAACGCGGAGGGACGCCCAGUGCAAGUUCCGUACGGGCCAGGGCACCUCGUGCAGAAUGGCGCACACUUCAAUGUGCAGCUGCCAGGUGGCGCCAAUCUUAACAUCAAGGGACGGCAGUGGGCAGGCGUGGCGUCACCUCAUCAGCAGCCCGCGCAGCUUAACGAAGGGACACCGAGCCCUCAUGUUACGCCAGGCAAUCUACCUACGCGCACGCCGUCUGCUAAUGGUAUGCGGACCGCCAAUCGUGCCGGGAGCAUCAAUGUUCCUCCGCAAGUCGGUCAACUGCUACAAAAUCAGUAUGUCAUGUCGCCCCAUAUGCAGCACAACAACCCAUCUCCACUACCGUCGUCCAUCCCGUUACCAUCCCAUCAGUCCCCCCCUCGUCCGCCGCCCCCACAGACCAUGAAAAUGGCUUCCCCGUCUCUGCAGCACCAGCAGGUAGUACAGAGUUCGCAAGGCGGAUAUUAGUAUGCACCAUUGGGCUCGGGUUUUCCCGCGUAUCUCUCCUGUGAUCCCU